Molecule: messenger RNA, 1775 nt
Organism: Corythoichthys intestinalis (scribbled pipefish)
Lineage: Eukaryota; Metazoa; Chordata; Actinopteri; Syngnathiformes; Syngnathidae
Gene: nup37
Product: nucleoporin 37
Exons: 11
Coding region: 693-1706 (337 amino acids)
Cellular component (GO): nuclear pore outer ring
Molecular function (GO): protein binding
Source: RefSeq, a predicted model, not a curated record
UUUAAAACACGAGGUUAUGUUCUCAGCCAUGCUAAUAUUUCGAACACAAUCUAUAAAAAUUCAAUAAAGUGGUUCUGAGAAUACAUUUAAUCGUUCUUUUAUUAAAUUAGUCACUGAUAUACCCCCCGAGUUUGUGCCAUAGUGGUAGAUUCCGGCAGAAAACCCGGAAGACUUUGACGGGACGCACACGCGCUUCUUUUGACAAGGGAGCGUUCUGAGAUAAAGGCUCCACCAAUGCCCUGAGGAGAACAGAGCCCUGACAUUUUAACUGAGACUGCCUCCCAUUUUUCUUCAACAAAGAGGAUUCGGUUCUGUGUUUUAUUUUUAACGAGGGGACCGCCUUGCGCUCUGUUCCACUUGUAUAUUGUGAAUGAAUGUACUGUAUAUGGGAGAAAACACAGACAAGACUGAAAAAGCAGUUUCUGCUCUUGCACUCCUCUAUAAAAGAAACUGCUGUAUUUUAAGCCAAAAGAACUGUUGUGUUUGAUGGAACAAUAUGUCUAUAUGCUGCCAUAGCAGAUUCAUGGCGCAUGAAGCGCCCAAACUAUUUUUAAUUUGUCCGUUUUACCCUGGAAACCCCCGUUUACAGAUGUCGUGCAACCGCUUUUGUUUCAACCCAGCCAUAAAACGAAGUGGCUGAUGUCCAAGAUGAGCUUUGGCAAGACGGUGGGCGGAGGGGGCGACGCCAGCAGAUGUCCCAGCUACACGGUACCGUGCGACAACUACGUCCACGCGGUGGAGUUCAGUCCCUUCGCUUCCGGCACGCCCGCCUCUCUGCUGGCCUACAGCUGCAACCAGUACGUGGUGGUGGCCACCUGCCUAUUCCAGGCGAGUCAUCGGCACCGAGCGACGAUAUUCGUCGUUGUCGGUUUAAUUUCGAAAACGAGGAGGACAUGAACGUGGAGGGAGUGGAGUUCAACGUUGUCCGUGCGUUUCUUCACGAACUGCCAGUGGAUGCGCUCGCCUGGAGCCCAGAGUCCCAUCUGGACCGGAUUCCCAUGAUCAGAGUUUGCACGGCGGCCCCCGACGGUAAAAUUAGACUGUUGACGUCGGACCUUCAGGAUCGACUCGAGGUCAAGGAGAUGGAGGGCCACGGCGGCUACGUUAAUCAUUUGGUGUUCGAGCCCAGCGAAGGGAAGCAAAUCGCUUCCGUUGGAGAUGACCACACAUGCAGGGUGUGGGACCUGGACGGCAAUGAAAGCGCCACGUUCCGACUCUGUUCUCCUGGCAUCAGCGUGUGCUGGCACCCGGAGGAAAUCUUCCAGCUGAUGGUGGCGGAGAAGAAGGGCACUGUCCGUUUCUACGAUUUAGUGAGCCAGCAGGCCAUCCUGUCGCUGGACUGCGGUCAGUCGCCGCUAAGCGCCGCCGACUGGUGCCUGGCCAACACCGUCAAAGUGGGCGCGGUGGCGGGCGGCGACUGGAUCAUCUGGGACAUCACCCGCUCCAGCUACCCGCAAGAAAAAAGGCCGGCGCACAGAGAUAAAGCCCAGCAGUUCAAGUGGUCCCGAGUCCAAGAAAAUCUUUUCGCCACCACCGGAUGUCUCGGGAAGGUCAACAGUCAGCUUUUGAUCCACCAUCUUGGCCACCCGCAACCCGUGACGGUGGGCUCGGUGACGGUGGGUUCGGGCCUGAGCUGGCACCGCACGCUCCCGCUGUGCGUGAUGGGAGGCGACCGAAAACUUUGCUUCUGGAUGACGGAGAUGUAGCGGGAAGCGCGUGCUCUCGCCUGUGCUGCUGUUCUUGUCACGGAUUCAAUAAAAUAUUUUUUCUAAGUA